Messenger RNA from Brassica oleracea var. oleracea, 3130 nucleotides. RefSeq lists its product as uncharacterized. The record is from RefSeq and is a predicted model, not a curated record. The transcript has 16 exons. Gene Ontology annotation, biological process: protein refolding. Gene Ontology annotation, molecular function: ATP binding; ATP-dependent protein folding chaperone. Gene Ontology annotation, cellular component: cytosolic ribosome; chloroplast stroma. Lineage: Eukaryota; Viridiplantae; Streptophyta; Magnoliopsida; Brassicales; Brassicaceae. The coding region runs from base 73 to 2991 and encodes 972 amino acids.
GAAGUUCACGGCAGAGAAAUUGGUGAAGGAGCUGGCGUCUAUGAAAUCCGAUCUCCACUUGGCGCUUCAUCCAUGAGCUUAAGAGGUGUGUGUGGUGUUGUUGCUAGCCUAGGAUUGUGCUUCUUCAGAGUCGAGCACUCUAAGCUGAAAAGAUCAAUGGAUCAAAUACUUGCUUUAAAGGAGAAACUGCAGAAUGCUAAGCUCAUGGGGAUGCAAAAGGAGGAUGAAAAGCUUCGGAGAGGGAUGGAGUCCAAAUUUCCUUCGACUAACACUCUGUGUAAUCAACUUACUGAGACUCUGCAGCACUUGGCUUCUCAGAUUCAACAAGCGGAGAAGGAUAAGGAGCGUUUUGAGUUCAAGUUCUCUACUAGUGCGCAAGCAAUUAACUCUUUGAAGCAGCAAAUGAAAGAUCUAUCUGUAAAACUGAGUGCUUCUGAAGAAAACAUCAAAAGCCGAGAGAAGGAACUAGAAGAGCUACAACUCGAGAAAGGACAGAAAGAAAACUCUUACCAAAAUGAACAGUGUAGAACUGCCAGUUUCUCAAACGAAAAAGAUGCUAUGAUAAAUAAUUCUGACGCAGCUAUAGCCGAAGCAAAACUCAACAUUGAGAAUUUGAACUUCCAAAUUGAGAAGGUGAGGCUUGAGUUAACAUCAAAAGAAGAUGAAGGCAAAUACCUUGUUGGCGUCAAGGAGAAGCUUGAACAAGAGAAUAUGAAUAUUCAGCUGAGUGCUGAUAAUCUUUCUGAGUACAUUGAAGCCAUGAUCAGGCAUUGCAGGGACAUUAUCAAGGACGACAAGGUUACUGAAACCAUAGCCAGAGACGACGAUGAUGUGCACAUCUAUUCUUCUGGAGAAGGAGACACCUCCGGGGAUGAUGAUUACGAUGAUGAUGAUGAAGAAGAGAGGGAUGUAAACAGCAAGAAAGGAAUAGACGACCAGUGUGAAGAGCGUGCAUGGAAACGAAGUGCUCAUCUCAGAUCAGUUUCAUCAAGCUCUGUUGGGGCAAAAGAAGAUGCAACCGAUACUGAUCCAGAAGGAUACAGAGGUUUUGUCCCAUGCCCCGAACGUUCUGAUAUACUAGAGAUACUUGCCGCCCGUCCCGACAAUUUAGCUAACUAUACUGCCCUGCCGUCUACCCUGCCGUCCCGAAUUUCUCUUUACUAUGCAGAGAUGUGUCUCAGUGAGGAGAGAUUUGAGCUCCUAAAGAAAUCAGAACCCCAAGGUCAAAUAGGGGUUUCUGAUACUAGUGGCCGACUGUAUUUGUUCUGGACGCCAAGGCCUCUAGAUCGAAAGCAUGUAUUCAAGAAAAGACAAGUGGAGAGGCGGGAAGUGGUUGCCGGCUACAUUCGAGAUCAGUUAUUUCAUGCUCUGUGUUGGGCCUAUUCCUUAUGCGACAUGGUAAGUGCUUCUUUGGUGCUUCACGGUUGGGAGAAGGAAUUUAUACCGCUGUGUCCGAGAUACUUGUGCGAGAAGGUUCGUCCGGACCUGUAUGGAAAAGAUUUAAAAAGAGGUGCAGAUUUAAGUAGUUCCGCAGCCCAUAGUUGCUAUGGUCUGUCUUUGGAAGACGGGUUGGCGUAUGUGCAGGAUGCUGGCAUACCCAAAGAGAAGAAUCCUACCUUUAACUGCAAUUUCAAACGGGCAUCUGAUCCCGAGGAAGAUUUGUACCGCAUCACCGAUGUCUUUAAAUAUGAAACAAUGGAACAAGCCUUGGUGCGCCUUAAGAGUCAUCCUGUUGCUGCAAAACUGACGUUAUUCGAGGGAUGGAGCAGUGACAGAAUAUAUCGAGGCCCUAGUAAGAAAGGCGCUGGAUACAUUGGUGAACACGAGGUGUUGAUGCUCGACUGUGUCCUAAUGGAUGGUGAAAUGGUUGUACGUUGCAAAAGUAGCAAUGGUGAGCGUAUUGGAGUUUUGGGAUACAUAUUUGUUUCCCUUGAAGUGAUGUUUCUCCUUGCCGGUAAAGAUGACUCCAGAUUCUGCUUCAAAGAACCUCAAUACCUCAUCAAUGGUUUCUUCUCCAUAGGCAUGGAUACAGGUCCGCUGGGAUUACAGUUCAGAGAGAAGCCCAACCGCAAAAAGAGAAACCUCAAGAAGUUUAAGGUUGUACUUGAACAGAUAACAACUGAUAGUGAGUCAUCGGAACUAGGGAUGAUGAGAACAGAACAUGGAAGUAUGAUUGCUGAAGCAAUGAGCAGAGUUGGAAGGAAGGAGACUUCGACCAUUGUGGGUGAUGGGACCACACAGGAAGCAGUGCAAAAGCAUCUUACACAGAUUAAGAAUCUUAUUGAGCAAGCGGAGCAAGAUUACGAGAAGGAAAAACUGAGUGAGAGAAUAGCAACGCUUUCUGGUGGAGUUGCUGUGAUUCAGGUCGGAGCACAAACGGAGACAGAACUCAAAGAUAAGAAUCUUAUUGAGCAAGUGGAGCAAGAUUAUGAGAAGGAAAAAUUGAAUGCGCGAAUUGCAAAGCUUUCUGGUCGAGUUGCUGUGAUUCAGGUCGGAGCACAAACGGAGCCAGAGCUCAAAGAGAAAAAACUGAGAGUUGAAUAUGCUCUUAAUGCUAAAAAGGCUGCUGUUGAGGACGGUAUUGUCGUUGGUGGUGGUUGUACUCUGCUUUGCCUUGCUUCCAAGGUUGAUACCAUUAAAGCCGCCCUUGACGAUGAUGAAGAAAAGGUCGGAACAGACAUCGUGAAAAGAGCACUUAGUUACCCUCUAAACCCGGUUGCUAAGAAUGCUGGAGUCAGUGGAAGCAUAGUUAGCGAGAAGGUGCUUUCCAACGAGAACGUUAAGUUCGGUUACAAUGCUGCAACUGGCAAGUACGAAGAUUUGAUGGCUGCAGGAAUCAUCGAUCCAACAAAGGUUGUGAGAUGUUGCUUGGAACACGCAGCUUCGGUGGCAAAGACAUUCUUGAUGUCAGACUGUGUUGUUGUUGAGAUCAAGGAACCUGAGCCAGUUCCCACAGGCAACCCAAUGGACAACUCAGGAAAUGGAUACUGAUGAGAUAGGAGGAUAAUGCAACUCUGCCGGAAACUGAUUUCUUUUUAGCUUGCAGUAGAUGAGUGCGCAAGUGUAAUGAUUUUGAACAAGGGAAUGUACUCUGUGAACUGAAAUUUUGAAAACUGCAGCCCUUCACGAA